Messenger RNA from Teleopsis dalmanni, 393 nucleotides. RefSeq lists its product as uncharacterized. Lineage: Eukaryota; Metazoa; Arthropoda; Insecta; Diptera; Diopsidae. The transcript has a single exon. Bases 1 to 393 code for a protein of 130 amino acids. The record is from RefSeq and is a predicted model, not a curated record.
AUGUAUCCGAGAAAGCGGCAAAGGCGCAGACUGUCAAGAAUUCUACCAAAUAUUGGGGGACCAGGUCAUGACAAAAGACUGCUCCUUAGUCGAGUAGUAAGCUCCAUAAUGCUGUAUGCUUCACCUAUUUGGGCAAAAUCACUGUCUAUAGCUGAAAAUAGAAAGAAGAUAACAAAGACUUACAGAAUAAGUGCACUAAGAACGAUAAGCGCCUUCUGCACGGUGUCGGAUGAAGCAGCCUUUGUUAUAGCUGGUGUAGUGCCCAUUGAUAUAUUGGCAGAUGAAAUGCGAAGAAUAUUCAGCAAAAGGCAGGAAAUCUGUGAACAACAUAACUCUAUCCAAGUUAAAGGGAAUGAGAAAAAAAUUUCAGUAGCUGUAUGGCAGAACAGAUAG